This is a messenger RNA of Plasmodium malariae, 2508 nucleotides long. It is a transcript of the gene OGG1, whose product is annotated as N-glycosylase/DNA lyase, putative. Gene Ontology annotation, molecular function: 8-oxo-7,8-dihydroguanine DNA N-glycosylase activity; damaged DNA binding. Gene Ontology annotation, biological process: base-excision repair; base-excision repair, AP site formation; nucleotide-excision repair. NCBI's taxonomy places the organism in Eukaryota, Apicomplexa, Aconoidasida, Haemosporida, Plasmodiidae. Gene Ontology annotation, cellular component: nucleus. The record is from RefSeq and is a predicted model, not a curated record. The transcript has a single exon. Bases 1 to 2508 code for a protein of 835 amino acids.
AUGAAAAUUUGUCAUGUUUUUUUGAUUUUGUUAAUGAAGCAUAUUUAUAUUUGUAAACAUAACAACAAAGUUGAGCAUAUAGGAAUAAAUAAAAUGGGUACCAUUACAAAGAGGAAAUACAAUUUAAAAGUGGAAAAUAAAAUAACGAAAAAAAAAAAAAAAAAAAGUUCAAAUGGAAAAAUUAUGAACUGUUCAUACAUUAGCAGUACUAAUAAUAUUGGCAGUAUUAAUAAUAUUGGCAGUACUAAUAAUAUUGGCAGUACUAAUAAUAUUGGCAGUACUAAUAAUAUUGGCAGUACUAAUAAUAUUGGCAGUACUAAUAAUAUUGGCAGUACUAAUAAUAUUGGCAGUACUAAUAAUAUUGGCAGUACUAAUAAUAUUGGCAGUACUAAUAAUAUUGGCAGUACUAAUAAUAUUGGCAGUACUAAUAAUAUUGGCAGUACUAAUAAUAUUGGCAGUACUAAUAAUAUUGGCAGUACUAAUAAUAUUGGCAGUACUAAUAAUAUUGGCAGUACUAAUAAUAUUGGCAGUACUAAUAAUAUUGGCGGUACUAAUAAUAUUGGCAGUACUAAUAAUAUUGGCAGUACUAAUAAUAUUGGAAGUACUAAAAAUGUUGAAAAAGAGGUGGGUAAAAAAAAGGAUAACAAACAUAUCAAAAGAAGAAUUAAAGAAGAGAAGAACAAAAUAUGUAAUCCCCAUUCAAGUAUCACAAAGAAUUAUUGGGAAAGAAAAAAUUUAAUUCAUGUGGAUGAGUCCAUCCAUGUUAUAAAAAAUUAUGAGAACAAUUGGAAAUUACUAAAUGUUAAAGCAGAUGAUUUACAGUUAAGAUACUGCUUAUUAAUAGGUCAAGAAUUUUGUUUUAGUGAAGUGGAAUAUAACACAUAUAUAGGAACAAUAAAUAAAAAAAUAUAUCUAUUUAAAGAAACAGACAGCAAUAUAUUUUAUCAGUGUGUUUAUGAUAGAUAUAAAAUAUUACCGUUAGAAAAUGAAAAAGGGAAUAUGAACAGUACACGCAAUACAUAUAAAGAAGAUUAUUCAAGCAAUUAUUAUCAGGAUGUACAUGACUUCUUUAAUUUGCAUUUUCCUUUAAACAAACAUGUUGAUAUUUGGAGAAAAAAAGAUAAAAGAAUGAACGAAAUUACUAAUAAAAUUAAAGGAUUAAGGAUAUUAAAAACGGAUUCUACUGAAUCUUUUUUCUCCUUUUUGUGCUCAACAAACAAUAACAUUCCGAGGAUAACUUUGAUGAUUGACUGUUUGAAAAGACGCUAUGGAAAAUUUCUUGCCACUGUUAUAUUUCAAAACGAAGAUAUAAUUAUAAAAAUGAUAAAUAAGGAGAAGUGUGCACAGGAUUACAAGUAUGACAUGAGGGAAAAUUCCGAGCAGCGUUAUGGUACAAAAAAGGAUUGUCAAAAUGGAAACGUGGAAGAGCGCACUUGCCAAAGUAUGAACACGGAAGAGCGUGCCUACCAAAGUAUAAGCAUUCAGAAGGAAAACUUGCAAAGGCUGAAAGAUGAAAAACUGAGAGAACAAAAAUUAAAGGUGAAGAAAGAAUUCCAGAGAAACAAUCAUACUGAUGAAGAAACUAAAGCGGAAAAACCCCUAUCAAACAAGGGACAAAGUAGAGGUAAUAAUUCUAUAAAUAAUGAUAACAAAAUAUUUUAUGAAAAUUUAAAAACAAUGAUAAAAGAAGAGAGAGGAAUGAAAAUGUUUACUUUUUAUGAAUUCCCAAGCAUACAAAUAUUAGCUAAAUUAAAAGAAGAGGAUUUAAGAAAUUUAGGUUUUGGUUACAGAAGUAAUUAUGUUAUAGAGAGUGCAAAAAUAUUAACAAAAAUGGGCAGCGAAAAAUGGAUAGAAGAUUUAAAAAAGGAAGACAAAACAAAAAAUUGCAUAAAUAAAUUAAUACAAUUUCCAGGUAUAGGCUUAAAAGUAGCCAACUGCAUUUGUCUAUUCGGUUUGAACAAAUUUGAUUGUAUACCUAUAGAUACACAUAUAUAUGAUAUUAUUUAUAAAUAUUAUAAAAACAUCAUAGGUGAUGAUAAAAUCGCGCAUUCUUUGAGUAACACUGACAAAAAUGGCAAAAAUGGAAAAAAUGGCAAAAAUGGAAAAAAUGGCAAAAAUGGAAAAAAUGGCAAAAAUGGAAAAAAUGGCAAAAAUGGAAAAAAUGGCAAAAAUGGCAAAAAUGACAAAAUUGACCAAAUUGGUAAAAACAACGAAACUGACCAAAUUGGAAAAAUAGAAAAUAUUAUCCUGGAAAAAAAUAACGCAAAAAAUGGAAAACACUCAAAUAAUAAUAACCAAAAAAAGAAUUCCCAAUUUUGUGAUAAUUCAAAAAUGAAAAGGCAGACAACUGUUAUACAUACUCAAAAACUUCAGAAAAAAGCUUUGACAACAUCCUUAUACAUAAAAUUAUAUACGAAGCUAAAAAAUCUAUUUGGUCCAAACUGCGGGUGGGCACAAACAAUUCUUUUCGCAUCUGAAUUGAAGAAAUUUAGUUACUUGUUUGAAUGA